AUGGAGCACUCAUCUUUUGACGACAACUCUUUCAUUAGUGGAGAAAUUUCCGUUCGAAGCACUUUGACAACAAGUUUCACAAAUCUCGAUUAUGCUGACAACUGUCGUUGUCCGACGACGGCCUCUCGAUCCGAAGCGGGUCGAAGCGAGUCUCGAACCACCAUCGAUAAUGAUCUCGACACGAUCUCGCAAAUUAGUAACCAAACGAUGGAUAGCACGCAGGUGGAGGACGUCGAGACAGGCAGCGGCAGCAGGACGAAGCACACGCCGCCGUCGUUGAAGUUGAUUUAUCGAAAGCCUCGCUGCUUUUUCGUUGCCUACAAAACACUCACCAACUGGCUCGGCGCCAUAUUAAUGUUAUUGAUUUUGGCCGAAUGCCAAUACAUGUCCGAUGUGAACGACAUCAACUUUUGGAUGUUCCUACCUUAUAUGAAAAACGACAACGAUGAUAUCGUUGAGAUUGCCGAAGUGUGCACGAUUGCUGCUGUCAGUCUUUAUUGUGCUUUUUGUUCUCAAAAUCGGCAUCGAUAA
Caenorhabditis bovis is the source of this 531-nucleotide messenger RNA. The record is from the annotation of a GenBank genome assembly. Lineage: Eukaryota; Metazoa; Nematoda; Chromadorea; Rhabditida; Rhabditidae.